Molecule: messenger RNA, 846 nt
Organism: Dentiscutata erythropus
Lineage: Eukaryota; Fungi; Glomeromycota; Glomeromycetes; Diversisporales; Gigasporaceae
Source: the annotation of a GenBank genome assembly
AUGAGCAUUAUUAUUAAUAGUAAACUAUUUGAAAAAAGACAAUUAUUAAAUACUUCUAAUAGUAUAUGCCAACAAGUGCUGUCUGGCACUCAACCAACAAUGCAAUUUUUGUGUUGUCAAGAUGAUAAUUGUGUAAUUAAACCAGAAUCAGGUGAUUGUCCUCCUGAUAAUAGAACUUUGACUCAUUGUCAGAAGACUAGUGAUUUAAAAUGCUGUAAUGCUAACUUGACUUUAGAGAUUUCUUCUAAUGCUAUAAUCAAUAAUACUAUUCGGGUUUGUGAUUAUAAUGGAAUAUUUUGUCUCACAACUACUUAUUUUUCUGGUGCUACGGUGGUCCAACAAAAUCAAAUAAACUGGAUGCUUAGUCGUAAUAAAUGGAAUGAAUCUCGUAUAGGUUCCUAUGCUUGUUGUGAUACAAGUGGUUGCAUACUUAGUCAUUAUAUUGACGAAAAAGCCUAUAUACAAGGUCUAAAUUAUCCCAUUUUUCCACAAUUGAGUCCUGUUUGUAGUGGUUCCAGUGCAUUAUUAAAUUAUGGCAUUCUUCUUGAUUCUCUAUGCAAUGAUACCACGAAGUUUAGUGUAAUUUGCCCUGAUCUUUACCAAUCAGGAAAAUGUCGUAUCUGGGGAUCUGAAUGUGAGAAUCCACUUCUCAUUGAUUAUAUAGUGGAAGUAUGUAAUGAAACGAGAGUGGAAGCAAUCCUUGAUAACAACAUACAAUUGAAUAACUCUCCCCCAGCAACAUUAGUUCCACGACUACAUUCCCUACAUUCCCCACAAUUUCUAAUACAACACUCAAUGCAUCUUCUAGUACAAUAUCACGCCUUAGUACCUGGGCAACAAUUGUAG